GUUUCCUUGAUAAGAAAAAGAGUUACAGUAAGCAGUACGACCCUCCCCCAUUCACGGACAUGUUUUCCGACACAUUAUGUAUGUAUGUCGUGUGUCCAUGGAAACUUUGUUUUGGGGAGCUGUCCCAUCAGUCUUCAACCUCUCUUCACUUUCCCUGUUCCAAGUGCCGUGCUUUGCCCUUUGGGAAACGCAACUCUGGGAGUUCAACAACCGGACAAGGCCCUGUUGACUGACCUCAUCUUUCUUUUCCCACACUGACAAUCAUCACAUAAUAUCUUCCUCUGUUCAAUCUUCUCCUCCGCUGGGCGUGGACACUGUAUACGCAACAAAACACAUUCUCGCCUUAUACCGAAACACGACGACCACUACUACAACAACGGCCAGCAGCAUCGGAUACGGACGGGUGAUAUCCCCGAAAAACCAACUUCCAAAAUGUCGCUCUCCCAAAAAGGGAGCGCCACCAUUCUCGACGACCAUGAAACCGCUAUCCCCUCCAAAGACGACGGCGGCGACUUCCGCGCCAUCGACCCUCACUCGGGCGUCAAGCGCGGUCUCAAGACUCGACACCUAUCCAUGAUGGCCCUGGCCGGCAUCAUCGGGCCCGGUCUUCUCGUCGGAUCCGGCGGUGCUCUACAUUCCGGCGGCCCUGCGUCGCUGCUUAUUGGCUUUGGAGUCAUUGGCCUCAUUGCCUUUUCCAUCAUGCAGAGUCUGGGCGAGCUGACGACGCUGUACCCCAGUGGAGGCGCGUUUACGGAUCUUGGGGACAGGUUUAUUGAUAAGGCCUUUGGUGUGGCGGUCGGGUGGAAUUAUCUUAUUAUUUGGGUUUGUGUCCUGGCGAACGAGUAUAAUGUGAUUUCAAGCGUCAUGGUGGAUUGGAGCGAUAAGGUCCCGCUUUGGGGGUACUUUUUGAUAUUUUGGUUCGCAUUUUUGGGCUUUCAACUCCUCGGUGUCGAGACAUUCGGUGAAGCCGAGUUCUGGCUGGCGCUUAUUAAGCUUAUGGGACUGGUGGCCUACUUCAUCUUUAGCAUUAUUUACGUCUCCGGAGGCGUCAAAGGCGCAGACGCCAUCGGCUUCAAGUACUGGCACGACCCCGGCCCGUUCGCCGAUGGCUUCCGCGGCGUCGCCUCCGUCUUCGUCUUUUGCUCCACCUUCUACGCAGGUGUCGAAUCCGUCGCCGUAGCCGCUACCGAGACCAAAAACCCGGGUGUCGCCGUCCCGCAUUCCAUCCGCCAAGUCUUCAUCCGCAUCGUCGUCGUCUACAUGGGCUGCGCCUUCUUCUUCGGGUUGACCUGCCCGUCGAACGCCCCCGAUCUCUCCGGCGGGGCCAGCCAUGCCCUCAAGUCGCCCAUGACCAUCGCUCUCCAUAACGCAGGCUGGGCAAACGGCACCCACCUGAUCAACGCCUUCAUCUUCGUCACCUGCUUGAGCGCCGUCAACAGCUCGAUUUACAUUGGCAGCCGCACCCUCUUGUACAUGGCGCAGGACGGAAAAGCGCCCAGGUUCCUCGGCUGGACGGAUCGUCGUGGCGUUCCUGUUUACGCCAUCAUCUUCACCAAUGCGUGCGGAGCCCUCUCGAUGAUGAACGUCAGCACGGGCGCAAGCAAGGCGUACGGGUACAUCAUCAACCUAAGUGGUGUCUCGACCUUUUUGGUCUGGGGCGCCAUCAGUCUGAUUCACAUCCGCUUCCGCGCCGCGUGGAAGGCACAGGGGCACAGCCCGGAGGAGCUGCCGUAUAAGUCCUUGUGGUACCCGUGGAAUGCCUACUUUGGCCUGAUUUCCAAUGUCUUUUUGGCUUUUGUGCAGGGCUGGUCGACGUUGGCUCCGUUUGACGCGGGCAAUUUCGUGGAUGCCUACAUCCUGUUGCCGUUGUUUCCUGUGAUUUACUUUGUGUACAAGUUCACGUUUAAGACGCGGUUGUGGCGGCCGCAUGAGGUUGAUCUUCAGGCCGGUAGGCGGCGGGAUCUUGAUGAGGCCAAGGAGGUGGAGAGGGGAGCGGAUGGGAGGCCAUUGCCAUGGUGGAGGAAGAUCUUUUCCAGUCUAUAACUGCCUGUUGUUCAUGUAAUAUCAGCAAUGCCAAGUGUGAGAGGAGAAUAGCACUCUCCACGAAUGAUGACAGUACUGUGAUUCCU
Neurospora hispaniola is the source of this 2129-nucleotide messenger RNA. Its product is annotated as putative amino acid transporter. The transcript has 4 exons. Gene Ontology annotation, biological process: amino acid transmembrane transport. The record is from RefSeq and is a predicted model, not a curated record. Lineage: Eukaryota; Fungi; Ascomycota; Sordariomycetes; Sordariales; Sordariaceae. Bases 433 to 2043 code for a protein of 536 amino acids. Gene Ontology annotation, cellular component: membrane. Gene Ontology annotation, molecular function: amino acid transmembrane transporter activity.